Messenger RNA from Paramecium sonneborni, 1223 nucleotides. NCBI's taxonomy places the organism in Eukaryota, Ciliophora, Oligohymenophorea, Peniculida, Parameciidae. The record is from the annotation of a GenBank genome assembly.
GGAAUGGAAAUUCUUGCAAUUGUUGCCUUACUAUUUUUAGUAAUAGGUGCAUCCCUAUAUUUAUUAAUAUGUGUUGAUCCAAAUUCGCCAGGAUUACUAGGAAUAAUGAAUAGAUUUGUAUUCAACACUAUACCAGCAAUAUUUAGGUAAGAAGUAUAAGUAUAAUGAAUAGAAAAAUAUUGGGAGAACGAAUAUUUAAAAUAUUCUAAGGAGCAAUAAAUUAUUUCUUUUAUUCAAAUCAUCCAUUAGUAUAGAUAUUCUAUGUAUUUGUCGCAGUAGGUGGAUAUUUAGUUUACGUAUAUUUUGGAUUUUUGGAGUUAUUUGAUGAUAAUCCAUAUGUGUCUCAUUUAGAUACAGCAAUAGGAUCGGCGAUGGCAUUAUUUUGUUUUUAUUCAUUUUUCUAAGCUUGUCGUUAUAAACCAGGAAUAAUAACUAAGGAGAAUAACAAAGAUUAUUAAAAUGAAUUUAAAGAAUAUUAUGAUAAUGUUGUUUAUUUAAAAGAUAAUUAAUGCAAAACAUGUAAUAUAAUUAAACCAGCAAGAAGUAAACAUUGUAGAGUAUGCAAUGUAUGUGUAAGUAGAUUUGAUCAUCAUUGUGUAUGGAUUAGAUAAUGUGUUGGAUAAAAGAAUUAUAAAUACUUUGUUAAAUUUAUUAUUACUCAUGCUAUUUUAUGUGAUUAUGGUGCAUAUUUAGGAUUUCGUUGUAUUUGGGGAAUUGUUGUAUAAGAGGAACUAUUAAAAGCUCAAUUUAGGUUUAUUAUAUUUAUUAUUUAUUAAUAGAGAUCCAGUUACUAAAUAGAGAUUGUAAGCUACUUGGGGAAUUAUUAUCAAGUAUUUAUUCUACAAAAAUACUAUGUAUAUUUUUAUUGUCAUUCUCUGUAUUGUUAUGGGUAUUGCAUUAACAAGUUUUGCACUUUAUCAUCUCUUUAUGAUUGGAUAAGAUACUACAACUAAUGAUAAAAUGAAAAGAAGUGAUUUCUUAAAUUUCUUUGAUGAAGAAACACAACGUUUAGAAAAACAACUUAAAAAUGCCAAAAAUUAAGAAGAAAUCAAAGAAGUGUCUAUUAAAUUAGAAUAAGUUAAAUCUUGUUAAAAAAGGAUUAUUCCUAUCAAAACUAUAGGAGUUUGGAAAGGAUUGAAAAAAGUCUUUAAUGAACCAGAUGAAUUAGAACAGAAAAUUAAAAUUAAAAAUAAAAAAAAAUAAUGAAUUAAUCAUAAAUGUGU